UUUUAAAUUUUACCUUGAGACAAAGUCUCCCUAAAUCACUCCAGACCAAGCUCAAAUUUGCAAUCCUCCUGCUUCGGCCUUCCGGAGUGCUGGGAUUACAGGCUUGUGCACCCGCACCCACUCACACACACAUUCUCUUAGGUCCAGCUUUGAGCUAAGGCUCUAGACAGCCCUUCUCCUGCCACUGCACAGGAAUCCGGGCCCCUUGGAAGGGCAGGGUCUGCUUCCUCCAUUUCUGCAUCUCCUUUCUGUGGGUCCUGUGUCUCUCUCCGACUUUGUGUCUGUCUCUGGGUGAGCAGCGAGUGCCCCUCUUCCCGCUAAGCAAGUCUGUGUGUUCCCUCCGCGACGCGCCCUCCUCCCAUGCCCAGGUGGAAGUCUUCAGCCGAAUCAAAGGCAGGCAGAACACGGCCGGCCAGCCGGCUCCAGUGGCCCGCAGGGGGAGGGGGAGCUCCGGGAUGUCUGGAAAUCGUUACCCUGAGGUGGGCAGGCCUGGCAGAGGGGGAGGCAGCCAGGAGAUGUAGGAAAGGGUGUUUCUCAAGGAUUCCCAUGUGUUGAGCGGGGGCUCAGUCCUGGUCCCCCUGUGAGUCUGUCUGUGUCUUUCUCCUUACCAUCUCCCUACCCCCUCCCACACUUGUUAUCUUCACUCUGCUCUCUGAAACUUUCUCUUACAUUUCUCUUGCCUCUUUUCCCUUUCUGCUUUCCUCUCAGUCUCCAGCCCUCCCCUAUAUCUCUGCAGUCCUGUCCUCGCAAAGUUCCCUAGGACUCUUUCUCCCUUGGUCCAUCCAGAUGCAUGUCGGCUCUUCAUUGGCUGGGCGAUCAGGUUGGGCGGGUUCUGUCACCAGGGCAACAGCAACUACAACAAACGAGCUCCUGCUUGGCAACCAGUCAGCGGUGGGAGCAUGGCCUGUCCCAAUCUAGCUCUGUGCUCUAGUCCCCCAGGGUCACCCAUGUCAGGAAGGGAUGUGCCUGGAUCCUGGCCCAACUGGCAUCUCACCAGCAGUGGCACUGCUCAUCACAUUAUCCCACCUAUGUCCUUUCCCCCGCCCACUGUACUGUCCACAGUCUUGGAGCCCCUACCCCCUGCCGCCAGGCAGGCUUUGCACAUCUGGGAUUUUGAUGAGGUCAUCAGCAGAUGGGAGACGACUACUGGCUUGGCCCAGUUGCCCAAGACCCAUGGUGGGCCCUACGCACAGCCCAGGGCCCCAGAGCCUGCAGACCCCACGCAGACAGUGGGGAUCAAAGCUUUAGAGGCAAAGCUCAGACACUGGCGACUCCCCCUGAGCACAAAACCCCAGAGCAGUGAGAUGAAGGCACAGUACAAGGGCUGGCCUACCUUGGACCAGGACACCACCAUCUACAUUGGGGCCCAGCCCCUGCCACUUGCUGACAAGCACCCUGGAGGCCCGGCCCAGGCUCUAGUCCCCUGGACAAAGAACCCUGAGCUGGCUGGCCAGCAUUUCACGAUAUCUGACCAAGGUGUCCUGGACCGCCACCAGAUCUAUCUGACCACUUCAGCCCGAGACUUUGGCUUCUACCCCAAGCAGGAGCUCUCUGGCUACCCCCGCCAGGACGUAUUGACCUACUGGAACUUCAAGGGGGCGCUUCGGGGCAGGGCACCCAGCCUGCAGCGGCCCAAGCAGCUCUGGCUGCCCCGCGCGCUCCUGGUGACGCCGGCCGUGCCGCACCGCGGGUCCCUGUCUCUGGUUCAGGAGUCCUACAGGGCUCCACUGCACCCUCUACGCCGGAUGGACUGGUUCUGCCCGCUGGAGGCGCCCUGGGGCGGCCUCCACUGGAAGCCCCUGCCGGGCAUCUUCAGCGUGCCCAAAGCCUACAAGACAGAGUCUUGCAGCUAUGGCAGCCUCAAGCCCGAGCUGGUCUGAGUGGGCA
Cavia porcellus (domestic guinea pig) is the source of this 1887-nucleotide messenger RNA. It is a transcript of the gene Saxo3, whose product is annotated as stabilizer of axonemal microtubules 3. NCBI's taxonomy places the organism in Eukaryota, Metazoa, Chordata, Mammalia, Rodentia, Caviidae. The record is from RefSeq and is a predicted model, not a curated record. The transcript has 5 exons. The coding region runs from base 900 to 1880 and encodes 326 amino acids.